Messenger RNA from Gossypium raimondii (Peruvian cotton), 1789 nucleotides. RefSeq names its product protein PNS1. The transcript is spliced from 3 exons. Bases 179 to 1528 code for a protein of 449 amino acids. Gene Ontology annotation, molecular function: transmembrane transporter activity. The record is from RefSeq and is a predicted model, not a curated record. Gene Ontology annotation, cellular component: membrane. Gene Ontology annotation, biological process: transmembrane transport. NCBI's taxonomy places the organism in Eukaryota, Viridiplantae, Streptophyta, Magnoliopsida, Malvales, Malvaceae.
GUUGGUCAACUCAUGAAAAUGCGUGAACCAUGAUUAGUAUUAAAAGACUUCAACAAGUAAUUGAGUCUUGGUUUCAACAAUAACAAAUAAAAAUGUUCUUGAAAUCUGGGAAGAGUAGUUUAAGUUUAAUCAACUCUUGCUUAUAAUCGUGGCUGCUAAGGAAGACGAAGGCCAACAAAUGGAAAGAUCUACGGGCUCUAAUAUGCAGAUUCAAGGACAAAGAACUCAAUCCACAGCCAUUGUUAAGGUACAACAAGAACCAAGCAUCAAGAUAGAACCAACUGUGGGGGGGCAGCUCCUCAGGAAGCUCUUUCAAAUCAUUUUCUUCGUUCAAUUGUUCCUCGUCUCCAUCUUAGUUAUCGUCUUAACUAUCCGUGGCCUGAUCUACGCCGGCAGUACCGAUCGUUUCCACCCCAAGAAAUGGUACCCUCCACUUCUUGUUUCAACGGCUUCUGCUGGCAUCGUUUCUUUUAUAUGGCAAUCCAUCACUUUCCACUGUCCAUCAAAGGCCAUCAAAACUGUCUUCUGGUUUACGCCCCUGCUAACAUGUGCUGUCGGUGUGCUCCAUAUACUGAUUGGAUCUCCUCUAAGUUUGGCAGCAGGUACAAUUGCAAUCCUUUCAGGCGUCAUCCAAUCCCUCUAUGCCUGUUGGGUGAAUUCCAGAUUUGACUAUGCAUCCAAGAUCCUCACAGUUUCCACAUCUGCUCCACCUUAUAACACCACUACAUUUGUCAUUGUUUCCAUCAUAACCUGUUUAGUCUACUCCUCUUUCUCGGUGACCGGAAUCGGAGGAGCAACCGCCACCGGAACCAGCUUAGACAUCGCGUUCAUCGUAGUCAUCCUGCUUUCCUUCUUAUGGAGUAUGCAAGUGAUCAAGAACAUGCUGUAUGUCACAAUCUCACGAAUCAGAUACAUGAAUUUUGCUUGCGGAGUCGAUAUCAACACUCGGGCGACUUUCCAUGACACGGUCAAGCAUUUUGUAGGAAGUGUAUGCAUAGGUUCAGCCAUUGUUCCGGUUAUCGGAACAAUUCGCGGUUCAGCCCGUGCCAUAAACUUGGUUGCAGGGGACAACGACGAGUUUUUGUUCUCAUGUGCUGACUGUUACUCAGGGUUUGCCUCAACGCUGAUCACAUAUGGGAAUCGUUGGGGAUUUGUUCAUGUAGGUGUUUAUAACAAAGGCUUCAUACAGGCAUCGGCUGAUACAUGGGAAAUGUUCAAAAGGGUAGAACUGAUAUCAUUGAUCGAUUCCGACCUAACCGGGGUGUUCUGUUUUCUCUCCGGGGUUGCGGUGGGUUCAAUAUGCGGCAUCGUGGGAGGAACAUGGGAGCUCAUAAUCCACAAGGGCUAUGCCACUGAAGUGUCCAUCUAUGCUUUCUUGAUCGGCUAUUUCAUGUGUCGGAUAGCAUUGGCCUGGCAACAAGCGAGUGUUUCAGCAUACUAUGUUUCUUAUGCGGAGAACCCUCAAAGCCUUCGGUUUGAUGCAACAAUCCCAGUUCGCAUUGAACAGCUUCAUAGGUUUCAAGUUUAACCGUGACUGACUAAAAGAUACAUAACAUCAUUCGUAUGUAAAAUGUUACCAAUUUUGGGGAGCCUGUAUAGUUUAGUUGCACUUCUUCUCUGUAAAUUCCAUACAUUACUGUUUCGGGCUUUAAAAAAGAUGAGGUAAAUAUCAAGUGGAAUAUGUUCUCAUUAGAGACCCAAAAGAAAGCAGAUUGUUCUGCCAAGUUUGCAGCAUAUCAUUUUCACUGUAAUAAAAGUAUAUGCCUAAUAAAGUUAGUUUCCAUUGCUA